UAACGCAACAUAUGUCUUUAUCUCUUAUUCUAAACUCUGAAAAAACCUGAAGUAUACUACUAGGGAAGCAUCAGAUUUUCAUGCUCCUCCUUUCAUUAAAUUAAAGGUAGAGAUUCCAUAAACAAGUCAAUUUUUUUGGAGCAGGAAGAGAUUUUUUUUUCUUUUCAAUUUGAAUUAUUUAUUAUCUAUGAAAAGCCCUUGACUGAUGCGUCCCAAAUCCAAAAUUGCUAUAUUUUCUGUUCAGUUCUGGCUAGUGGCUACAAAAUCUUUGUACAAAUUUCUGAACAGUUUCUAGGUAUGGAAACUCUUUCAUAUGGGUCAGCACCAUGCUGCCAAGUUGUGAACUCAAAGUGGAAAUUAGUUGAAAAGAGUUUGAGUUCACGUCAAUCAAGAGUUUCCUCUAUAGGAAAACUUGGAGUUUAUUACACAGGUACUAUUUCUGCAUGUGCGCCUGUGAGAUUUUAUGAGAUGGGUACUAGGGUGCAGCUAAGAAGCUCAAAAAGAUUCAAUUUCAAGGUUUGUAGUGGAAGUUAUGAUGAUGGUUAUGUGAUUGGUGAAGAGGAAGCAAGGGAUAUUUCAGGGUUAGAGGAGCCUGUAACAACCAAGGUUCUGAUUCCAGGUCUGCCUGAUGAUUCAAAAGGUGAAUCUGGUGCUCCAAUAAGUAGUUGUUUUUGGGGAUGGAAACCUAAACUCAAUGUGCACUAUGAGAAGGCCGGGUGCGAAAACGUCAAUGAUUUGCCUCGUGUUCUCUUUUUACCAGGUUUUGGUGUUGGCUCUUUCCAUUAUGAGAAGCAACUUAAGGAUUUGGGGCGUGACUACAGAGUGUGGGCUCUGGAUUUUCUAGGCCAAGGGAUGUCUUUGCCUUUUGAAGAUCCUGCCCCUUUGUCUAAUGAAGAGGCUGCAUCAAAUGGAAGUGUUUCUUCAUGGGGUUUUGGAGAUGAAACUAAACCGUGGGCGACUAAGCUUGUUUACUCGGUUGAUUUAUGGCAAGAUCAAGUUCGUUGCUUCAUAGAAGAGGUCAUUGGUGAACCAGUCUAUCUUGUGGGCAACUCACUAGGAGGAUUGGUUGCAUUGUAUUUUGCGGCAAACAACCCUCAUUUAGUGAAAGGUGUCGCAUUGCUUAAUGCAACACCUUUUUGGGGGUUUCUGCCAAAUCCCAUAAAAAGUCCAAGACUAGCGAAAAUAUUUCCAUGGGCCGGAACAUUCCCCCUACCUUCAAGUAUAAAGAGACUUACAGAGUUAUUGUGGGAGAAAAUUAGUGAUCCUAAAAGUAUUGCUGAGGUACUUAGUCAGGUUUAUGCAGAUCAUUCAACAAACGUAGAUAACGUUUUUUCACGCAUAGUUGAAACCACAAGGCAUCCAGCUGCUGCAGCGUCAUUUGCUUCAAUCAUGUUUGCUCCUCAAGGAGAACUAUCCUUUAAUGAAACAUUAUCCAGAUGUCGAGCAAACAAUGUGCCAAUCUGCCUCAUGUAUGGAAAAGAAGAUCCCUGGGUGGGGCCAAUUUGGGGUCUCCAGGUUAAAAGGCAGGUGCCUGAAGCUCCAUAUUAUCAAAUCAGCCCUGCUGGUCACUGCCCUCAUGAUGAAGUUCCUGAGAUCAUAAAUUUCUUACUUCGCGGGUGGAUCAGAAACCUAGAGUCUCAGGGUUCUGUGUCAUUACCAUUGCUUGAAGAUCUAGACAGUAUGAAGCACUCUAUUAUUGACAGGGAAUUAGAAUUUCCCAGAGAAGGUUCAAAAAAGUCAGUGAUGGUCAGAUAUUUCGCUUCCAAUUUCUCACUUUGGGACAGGAUAAGAUCUUUCAUCAGAUCUCAAUCCAAGUUCAGUAAUAUUCUGGCAGCCAAACCUCAAUGACAGGGUGAAUCAUAUGGCAUCUUCAAAUAUAAAUCAACUUUGUAUACUGUCUUCUCUUUCAUAGUUUGUAUAAAGAGAAAACAAACACAAAUGCUUUAGAAUCAUAGGUAAAAUCUUGUAUAUAUAAUAUACCUAUAAUUACUCACCAAGAAAGCAUGCUAGUGAACAACUAUUACUCAGGAGAUGUUUUAUGUUAUACAUACGAGCUUUUUUUUUAAAAAAAA
This is a messenger RNA of Glycine soja, 2072 nucleotides long. Its product is annotated as pheophytinase, chloroplastic. Gene Ontology annotation, biological process: chlorophyll catabolic process. The transcript has 6 exons. The coding region runs from base 298 to 1848 and encodes 516 amino acids. The record is from RefSeq and is a predicted model, not a curated record. NCBI's taxonomy places the organism in Eukaryota, Viridiplantae, Streptophyta, Magnoliopsida, Fabales, Fabaceae. Gene Ontology annotation, cellular component: chloroplast. Gene Ontology annotation, molecular function: pheophytinase activity.